AACAUAUGUUAACAUGCGUUAAUUUUUUCAUACACUUCAGUAAGGGUGAAGAUGUUAGUGAAAACGGCUAUACUUCUAACUGCUUUAGCCAUUAAUUUGGCUUCAGCGGGAUUCAUACAGCCAGAUUUCAUUGAAAAUGUAAAUAAAAAAGGCGGUGACUCCCGCAUCGUGUCGGGUUGGGAGGCGCGUCCCGGGGAACACCCGCACCAUGCCUCGCUGCGGAUGGUGUUCAGGCUGGGCAUCGUGAACGCAUGCGGCGGCUCCAUUGUGCAUCGCAACUGGCUUAUUACCGCCGCUCACUGCACUGCUGGUGCUGUGACCCUGGUAGUCCGCGCUGGCGUCACCGACUUGACACGUCCCGAGUACAUUUCGGAGACUGGAGAGUGGUACAACCAUCCCUCGUACAACGACCUGUUGCCGACGCAAGUGCAGCCCAAUGACAUCAGUAUCGCCAGACUGCCUAACCCUGUUACAUAUUCUGCUAAUUUGCGCGCUAUUCGCAUCCAGCCAGCAGCCGAUGCAUACAGGAACUACGAGGGCGAGGUUCUCUACGCCAGCGGACACGGCAGGACUUGGACUGAGGGAACUAGUCCUGAAGUAUUGAACUGGGUAUAUCUCCGCGGCGUCUCGAACCCGUCCUGUUCGUCCACUUUCGGUUCAAUUGUCACCUCCACCACGAUCUGCGCUCGCUUCUUCAACGUCACUUCGCAGUCCAUCUGUCAGGGCGACAGCGGCGGGCCGCUGGUGCACCGCGGGGCUGACGAGGUGCCCUAUCUCAUCGGUGUCAGCUCCUUCGUAGCUCAGGUGCCUUGGGGCUGCCACUCGGGACUUCCUGGAGGUUUCGCACGAACUGGGCCCUUCCACAGCUGGUUUACAGAUGUUACUCAAAUCGACUUUGAUAAUCUGGUAGAGGAAGAACCUACAACAACUACCACCACCACGACAACGACUACAACGACUACAACGACUACAACGACCACAACCACUCCUGCGCCCACAACCACAACAACCACCACCACAACGCCGGCGCCUACAACCACAACAUCUGCCCCGACAACACCUAACACAACUAUCGCUCCUACAACCACUAGCUUAGCACCAAACACCACAACAUCAACCACAGUGACCACACCUAGCCCAUCUACCACCACUAGUGCUCCCUCCACGACGCCAUCGCCCACCGAGGAACCAGAGGAAGAGGAUUCAGAUUCAGACUCCGAAGAAGAUCCAGAUCUCGCGGAGCUCGCUAAGAAGUUAGAGGUCAAGGUCAAAGUGAAGGUCAAACUGCAGAAGAACAAGAAGAAGCACAAGCACCAGCACGAACACGAACAUAAAAUCAGAUUUUAAUCGUCUUGUACCAGAAAGUAAAUAG
Molecule: messenger RNA, 1372 nt
Organism: Papilio polytes (common Mormon)
Lineage: Eukaryota; Metazoa; Arthropoda; Insecta; Lepidoptera; Papilionidae
Product: collagenase
Exons: 8
Coding region: 52-1347 (431 amino acids)
Biological process (GO): proteolysis
Molecular function (GO): serine-type endopeptidase activity
Source: RefSeq, a predicted model, not a curated record